GACCCAGAAACACCUCCACAUAAAGGAGGAACUGGAGGAGCUCUGGACCAGUCUGGAGGGAGAGCAUCUCUGUUUGAAGGAGGAGACUGAAGCUGUCGGGUUUCCUGUUACUGCUGUUUCUAUAAAGAGUGAGGAUGAUGAAGAGAAACCUCUGGUCUCACAGCUUCAUCAGCAGCAAAUAGAAGACAGAGAUGUUCCAACCAGCAGCUCAGCUGACCAGAUGGCAGCAGAAACUGGUGGAGGAGCAGGAACUAGCAGGAACCCAGAUCUGAACCCUCAUGAACAAACAUCUGAUUCUUCAGAGACUGAAGUUAGUGGAGAUGAUGAUGAUGAUGGUGUGAAUCUGGACUCUGAGCUGUCAGACUCUGGGUCUGAAACUGGAGAUGAUGAUGAUGACUGGAAUGAGAGCAGGUCUUCUGAGUCAGAUGUUUCAAGGAAGAGAGAAGAGACGGAUGAGAAACCUCUGCUCUUACAUUUCCACAACCAUCAAAUGAAAGACGGAGGUGUCCCAACCAGCAGCUUGGCUGGACAGAUGACAGCUAAAGGUGGUGGAGGAGCAGAAACUAGCAAGAACCUAGAUCUGGAUCCUAAUGAAAAUACAUCCAAUUCUUCAGAGAUUGAAGUUAGUGGAGAAGAUGAUGAUUUGAAUCUAGACUCUGAGCGUUCAGACUCUGGGCCUGAAACUGGAAGUGGAGACCAUGGCUGUAAUGAGAACGAGUCUUCGGAGUCAGAUAUUAAGACCGUCAACAAAUCAUUUAGCUGCCCUGUGUGUGGUAUACGGUUCCUCCACAAGUGGUCUCUUCAGGAACAUGUGAGAGUGACAAGUCAUUCAGCAGUAAAGUCUUCAGAGUGUUCGAUUAAUACAAAAUGUGUGAAAGAGAAGCAACAUGGAGGCUCAUGCAGAAAAGUCCAGAAACAACCAAAAUCAUUUAGUUGUGAGGACUGUGGGAAAAGAUUUAGCCUGAAGUCCAGUUUAACACGUCAUAUGAAAGGCCACACCGGGCAGAAGCCUUUUGCCUGUGAGCUCUGUGGGCAAAGAUUUAGCCAUAAAAAUGGUUUAAACACACACAUGAGAGUCCACACAGGAGAGAAGCCUUUUGCCUGUGAGCUCUGUGGAUACAGAUGUACCCAAAAGGCCAGUUUAAACUAUCACAUGAAAGUCCACACUGGAGAGAAGCCUUUUGCCUGUGAGCUCUGUGUACAAAGAUUUAGCCAUAAACAUAGUUUAAGCACACACAUGAAAGUCCACACAGGAGAGAAGUCUUUUGCCUGUGAGCUCUGUGGACAAAGAUUUAGCCAGAAAAAUAAUUUAAACACACACAUGAAAGUCCACACAGGAGAGAAGCCUUUUGCCUGUGAGCUCUGUGGAUAUAGAUGUACCCAAAAGUCAGAUUUAAACAGACACAUGAGAGUCCACACAGGAGAGAUGCCUUUUGUCUGUGAGCUCUGUGGACAAAAAUUUAGCCAGAAAAAUAAUUUAAACACACACAUGAAAGUCCACACAGGAGAGAAGCCUUUUGCCUGUGAACUCUGUGGAUACAGAUUUGCCAAAAAGUCACAUUUAAACGAUCACUUGAAAGUCCACACUGGAGAGAAGCCUUUUGCAUGUGAGCUCUGUGGGAAAAGAUUUAGCCAGAAAAAUACUUUAAACACACACAUGAGAGUCCAUACAGGAGAGAAGCCUUUUGCCUGUGAGCUCUGUGGAUACAGAUGUACCCAAAAGGCAAGUUUAAACGAUCACAUGAAAGUCCACACAGGAGAGAAGCCUUUUGCAUGUGAGCUCUGUGGGAAAAGAUUUAGCCAUAAAAACAGUUUCAAUGACCACAUGAGAGUCCACACAGGAGAGAAGCCUUUUGCCUGUGAGCUCUGUGGACAAAGAUUUAGCCAUAAAAAUAAUUUAAACACACACAUGAAAGUCCACACAGGAGAGAAGCCUUUUGCCUGUGAGCUCUGUGGAUACAGAUGUACCAAAAAGUCACAUUUAAAUGAUCACAUGAAAGUCCACACAGGAGAGAAGCCUUUUGCAUGUGAGCUCUGUGGAUACAGAUGUACCAAAAAGUCACAUUUAAACACACACAUGAGAGUUCACACAGGGGAUAAGCCUUUUGCCUGUGAGCUCUGUGGAUACAGAUGUACCCAAAAGGCAAGUUUAAACGAUCACAUGAGAGUCCACACAGGAGAGAAACCGUUUGCAUGUGAGCUCUGUGGAUACAGAUGUACCAAAAAGUCACAUUUAAAUAAUCAUAUGAAAGUCCACACAGGAGAGGAGCCUUUUGCCUGUGAGCUCUGUGGGAAAAGAUUUACCCAUAAAAAUAGUUUAAACACACAUGAGAGUCCACACAGGAGAUAAUCAUUUGCCUGUGAGAUGUGUCGACAAAGAUUUAGCCGAAAGACAAAUUUAAAGAGACAUACGAGCAUCCACAAAAGGCUCAAGGGAUAUAUUUAACAACUGUACUUCCAAAUGUAGUAUUUAGUUUUUUACAACCUUAAUAUUACAACUAUCUUUGAUCGGUCUUUGAGCCACCUCUUCUUUUGAUUUUCAUUUUCAAAUCUCUUUUGUUUUUUAAACUCAGACCUUAACCAAACAUUUGAGAUGUUCAUUCAUGAAUUCUGAAUACAAAAAAGUAUUACUUAAAGAUUAAGAAAAAACUGUUAUACCCUCCUGUAAUUAAGAAACAGACAAGAUAACAGGCACAUGAUGUUGUAGUACAUAACCCACUGCAAUUUAAAGCUGUUAGAUACCGGUGGCAUCUGCUUUAAACAAUUUAUCUGUAUAUAAAAUAGUAGCAUACAAUGUUGUAAUAACUGCAGCUUAAAAAUAAUGUGUCUUUAUUCAUUUGUAGCCCCUAAGAAGAAAUCCCACCUUAAAAGCUGUGUAGAGACAGCUGGGACUGUUGUCAAGAAGUCAUAAAUUACAAGGCGGCUCUGUGGAGACUCCAUUCUCCUACAAUAGCAUUUUGCUAUUCUAAGCAGGCUUAGGAAUGUGCCUGUACCAGAGUUUUUAGAGAUGCUGUUGCAGAGUUAUAAGCAGUGGACAGAUGCCGGAAAGACAGAACCACUUUUGGGUGUACCGAUGCUUGUAUUAACAUGGACUAGAUUGUAAUAAACCGGUUAUCUUUUUUAUCUCAAACUUUGCCAUGAUUGAGUCAUAGCACUCCAAGAAACAGCUCGGCAUGAAAAUUAACCACAUUCCCUUUAUUUCUGAUGACACAACUAAUCACUGCUGGUGGACAAUUAAUCACAGACACUUAGCACUUCUGCAUGCAUUCUGUAUUCAGUGUGAACGAGGCUUCACGCCCUCUCAGUAGUGCAGCUUCGUGCGGUUGUCCUGUUCUGAUUUUUUUCAUGUAGUUGUGGUUUAGGCAUUUUUUUGCCAUUAUCACUGAUAAAAGCUGUGGGUUUAUUCAUUUGUGAAUUAAUUAAGCAAUACAGAUCACAGUCCAAUGUUUUUGUUUUGUUUUGAUUUUUAAGUAAGGUUCAGCAAAUGCUGUCGAAUCACUGAACGCCAUCAUCUGGGAAAUAAAAUAUUAACUGUUCCCAAGUACCGUUGUAAUGUACUUGCAUACCACUAGGCAGAAGAAAAAAUUUGUAUAUAGCAUCUCUCAAGAUACUCUCACGAGGCACAUUAUAAGAACGACAAAACUUAAAAAAAAGACAAACAAAGACCAUAAUAAAAUUACAAAAAAAGGGAAAUUUUUAGACUAAAAAUGAAUCCUGAAAAAGACGGACCUGACAGAGCCAGUAGUGUGGAAAAAAACUACCGAGGAAGAAUCAUGAACCCAUGCUUUCGUUCUUU
This is a messenger RNA of Nothobranchius furzeri (turquoise killifish), 3796 nucleotides long. Lineage: Eukaryota; Metazoa; Chordata; Actinopteri; Cyprinodontiformes; Nothobranchiidae. The record is from RefSeq and is a predicted model, not a curated record.